UUACACUCCAAAUCACUCACCCUGCUCUCUUACUUUCUUCUUCUUCUUCUUCGUUUUGACGUUACAAACCCUCUGUACGCAUUUAUUCCGUUUUUUGUCUUUCUUGUACUGGAUUUAGCUGCCUGGAUGUACGAGAUCUCUAGGUUUUUUUUUUAACUUUGGUAAUUAGCCACUUUAGUUGUACGAGUUUCUUCUAUAAAAUGGAAUUUUUUUGGUAAUUUCAAUUUUAUGAUCCUCGUUUCGCGUUCUUGUUAUGCUGCUUGAGGCCAUGCCUGCAACCAAAAAGAAUUUUGAUAGUGAUCAGAAUCACAUUGAUGUUGCAUUCAACAAGCUGCUGAAGCAGAUAGGCAAUCCGGUUGAGUUUGAGCUUCCAGAAUGGUUUAAUAAAUGGAAGCCUACACCCUACACCACUAUAAAACGCAAUAUAUAUCUUACCAAGAAAAUUAAAAGGCGUCUAGAGGAUGAUGGCAUAUUCUGUUCCUGCAGUCCAUCACCAGGUUCUUCUGGUGUUUGUGGUAGAGAUUGCCAUUGUGGGAUGCUACUGUCUAGCUGUUCCAUAGGAUGCAAAUGUGGGAGUUCAUGCCUUAACAAACCAUUCCAGCACCGACCUGUGAAGAAGAUGAAAUUAGUACAGACUGAGAAAUGUGGAGCUGGGAUUGUGGCAGAUGAAGAUAUUAAAAGGGGAGAGUUUGUAAUAGAGUAUGUUGGAGAAGUUAUAGAUGAUAAGACCUGUGAAGAAAGGCUCUGGAAUAUGAAACACCGUGGUGAAACAAAUUUUUACUUGUGUGAAAUAAAUCGAGAUAUGGUAAUUGAUGCCACAUACAAGGGAAACAAGUCAAGAUACAUAAACCACAGCUGCUCUCCUAAUACUGAGAUGCAGAAAUGGAUAAUUGAUGGUGAGACGAGAAUCGGUAUAUUUGCAACUCGUGACAUAAAAAAGGGCGAGCAUCUGACCUAUGAUUAUCAGUUUGUUCAAUUUGGUGCAGAUCAAGACUGUCAUUGUGGUGCUGUUGGCUGCAGAAGAAAGCUCGGGGUUAAACCUAGCAAGCCUAAGAUGUCUUCAGAUGCUGCAUUAAAAUUAGUAGCAUGCCAGGUGGCGGUGUCCUCUCCUAAAUUGAAAGCAAUUUUAUCUGGGAAUGAUGUUUAUCAGAAUGGAGCUUUUCAUGUAGAGAGUUCCAACCAUGUCCAUAGCAAUCAACAGGCAGGCUCUCGUAAUUGCAUUGGCGAAGUGAUUAAAAUAUUUCGCCCAUAUAGUGAGAGAUCUUUUGGGAUGAUUAAACGAUUUGAUAAGCAUUCAAGAAAACAUGCGAUAAUGUUUGAAGACGGUGUUGUCGAACUUCUGGACAUGUCAAAAGAAGAUUGGGAAUUUGUGACUUUGUGAUCUAGUUCCAGGUAGCAAAAGACUCAUAUAGCUGACAAUCGUCGUCUGGACUUUUUUUUCUGCAGAUUGUAUGACCGUGUUCCGUACCUCGCAUAAAACAAAAUCAAUCCUCCACACAAGGUCUGGGAAAUGUUAUUUGAGUGUAUCACAUGCGCAUUUUUUUCUUGAUGGAAUUAAGUAACUGUGACCUGUAGUACUAGUUGGGAAGAGAGAAAGCUAGCAGCACCGGGAAGCAAGCUAACAUACGUCCAUUAAUGGAUUCAACGGCCUCCCAUACAUUCAGCUCGCGAUGUCAAGUGCUCGUCUUGAUUUCUGCUGAUUUCUUGAGAAUGAAUGCAUAAUUGAACUUGCAAUUUCUUGACUGGAGAACUAUACUUUCCUACUAUUUUAUUAAUAUUAUGGUUAGUAACGCUUUGCGAUCUGAGAAAAUUAUUUUCUUAUUUUUUUUGGUAGCUUUGAUCAGUUCAUUAGAGAAUAGUUUGAUUGGUAUCAUUUUGUGUUUGGGUUCUACAACUUUUACUAGAAACUCUGGUUUUGCAUACAUAAUAAGGCAAUUAUGUAUGAUAAAUUAGUUUUGAA
Molecule: messenger RNA, 1960 nt
Organism: Jatropha curcas
Lineage: Eukaryota; Viridiplantae; Streptophyta; Magnoliopsida; Malpighiales; Euphorbiaceae
Gene: ASHH3
Product: histone-lysine N-methyltransferase ASHH3
Cellular component (GO): nucleus
Molecular function (GO): histone methyltransferase activity; protein binding
Source: RefSeq, a predicted model, not a curated record